AUGGAUGUGAGCAAGAUGGAAGGUCUCGAUGAUUUCGAGAAGUCUCUUGCCGCGGAGCAGGCCGAGCGAGAUCGAGAUGGGGAGCGUCGCGAGCGAAAGCAUCGUCAUCGACGGCACCGAGAUGAGGAGAACGAUCGAGACCGCGACCGCGACCACGAUGGAGAUGGGCACAGGAGCAGCAGGCGAGGCCACCACCAUCACCACAGCGGCGAAAGCGACCGUCGCAGGGAGGAAGGUGACAAGGACGGGCACCGUCACAGUUCACAUCGACACCGACGAGAGCGCGACCACGAUGACGAUGAGCAUAGACGCAAGCGAUCGCGGCGCCAACAUCACCAUGAGAAGGAGGGCGACCGCCGGCAUCAUGAGGAUCGCCACUCACACAAGACGAGCGACCCCAAGGAGGACCUUCCAAUUCCCGACGAGGAGAAGCCCUUGAGCGAGAAUGCAGUUGAUGUACCCAAAUCCUCUGCCGCAAGAGACUCAUGGAUGGUCGCGCCGUCGGCCAUAGAAAUCGAUUACAAACACCGCCCAACACAAAAGACGCCGCCGCCCAAGUCGCCCCCUCGACCUCAACGUGUGGUUCAUGCUCGAGAGCUUAACCGACACCUCAACGACGAAGAGUUCCUGGAUGCUAAGCUCGCACCAGGGAAGAAAGAAAGGACUGCCGAUUACAAGUUUGGUGAUGAAGGCUCCUCAUGGCGCAUGGCGAAGCUACGAAAUGUCUUCGCGGCAGCAGAGGAGGACGGCAAGGCAGUGGAAGAUGUCGCUUUGGAGAGGUACGGCAAUCUGGAAGACUUUGACGAUGCGCGGGAGGAGAAAGAAGAGUUGGAGCGCAGGAGGCUCUACGGCGCUGAUUACGAUCUCAAGGAGAAGCCUACAGGCCACUUAUAUCAGAGCCGAGUUCGGGACAUUCGUAAAGGAGAAACACCAUUAGGGCAGCAGAAGCCCACACAGGGAACCAUUAUUCCAGAUGAGGUCCCGGCAGCGGCCCAGGCCAUAGACCAGACUGCACUGAACAGGCUGCGAGCACAGAUGAUGAAGGCGAAGCUUCGGCGGGCCCCUAAUGCAGCUCAGCUGGAGGAGGAGUACCAGCGUGCAGCGGCGGCCUUCGCCUCUAAUGGGCCACCCGAGGCGGUGGUUGUUGGCGCGAUGGAGAGCAGGCUGCUGGCUGGAACACGAGGUGAGGUCAAGGCAGUGACUACGAGGCGUGGCCGUGAGAGAGGCAACGUAGAGGAGAACGAGGAUAUGACCAUUGAGGACAUGGUGCGUGAGGAGAGACGGACCAAGGGCCAGGCUGGCGGCGAGGCACUUCGGCAGGCCGAGCGCAUCGCCAAGGAUGUCAAGUACACCGACGACCUGGACUACAUGGACGACAACGCAGCCAAGCUCGCCAAACGAGUCCACAAGAACGAGACCAACCUGAAGAACAUGGCCAUCAGCGAGCUCCAGAAGGUGAACCGCAUCCUCGACUCGUGCCCCCUCUGCUACCACGAAGACAAGGGCCGCCCUCCCAUCGCCCCCGUCGUCUCCCUCGCUACACGCUCCUUCCUCACCCUCCCCACCGACCCCGAGGUCAGCCCCGGCGGCGCCAUCAUCGUGCCGCUCACCCACCGCAAGAACCUCCUCGAGUGCGACGACGACGAGUGGGAGGAGCUUCGCAACUUCAUGAAGAGCCUGACGCGCAUGUACCACGCCCAGGGCCGCGACGUCGUCUUCUACGAGAACGCCGCGGCCCCGCACCAGCACCGGCACGCGGCGCUCGCGGCUGUGCCCAUCCCCUACGAGGAGGGCGCCAUGGCCCCCGCCCACUUCCGCGAGGCGUUCCUGUCGUCGGACGCCGAGUGGUCGCAGCACCGGCCCGUCAUCGACACGCAGAAGGCGGCCGAGGCGGGCGGCAUGGGCCGGUCGGCGUUCCGCAGGAGCAUCGCCAAGGAGAUGCCGUACUUUCACGUGUGGUUCACGCUGGACGGCGGGCUAGGCCAUAUUGUCGAGGACGGGGGCGGCAAGUGGCCGAAGGGGGACAUCUUUGCCCGCGAGGUGAUUGCGGGCAUCGUCGGUGCCGAGCCGCACAUCGCUAAGAAGCAGGGGAGGUGGGUUGCCGGUGGUGAGGGGGCGCGCGUGGAGAGGUUUACCAAGGAUUGGAGGAAGUAUGACUGGACGAGGGUGUUGGGGCAGUAA
Clonostachys rhizophaga is the source of this 2181-nucleotide messenger RNA. The record is from the annotation of a GenBank genome assembly. Lineage: Eukaryota; Fungi; Ascomycota; Sordariomycetes; Hypocreales; Bionectriaceae.